This is a messenger RNA of Brassica oleracea var. oleracea, 1678 nucleotides long. Its product is annotated as geranylgeranyl transferase type-2 subunit beta-like. Gene Ontology annotation, molecular function: Rab geranylgeranyltransferase activity. Gene Ontology annotation, biological process: protein geranylgeranylation. Lineage: Eukaryota; Viridiplantae; Streptophyta; Magnoliopsida; Brassicales; Brassicaceae. Bases 73 to 822 code for a protein of 249 amino acids. Gene Ontology annotation, cellular component: Rab-protein geranylgeranyltransferase complex. The transcript has 9 exons. The record is from RefSeq and is a predicted model, not a curated record.
ACUUGUAUUAAUGUUUUAGACGAAAAGGUCAAGAAGUUUCUCUUCGAUCUUCAUACCCAGUGGCUUGAUUUGAUGAGCUCUACGUCUUCUUCCUUUCAGAUGGGUGAGCUUGUAGCUGACAAGCAUGUUCGUUACAUUCUCAUGACAGAAAAGAAGAAAGAGAGUUUUGACUCUGUGAUGAUGGAUCAUUUAAGGAUGAACGGUGCAUACUGGGGACUCACCACUCUAGCCUUAUUUGAGAAGCUUAGCUCUGUUUCCCUAGAUGAAGUUGUUUCAUGGCUCAUGACUUGCCAGCACGAAUCUGGUGGCUUUGCUGGCAACACUGGACAUGAUCCACAUGUUUUAUACACACUGAUCAGUGCUGUACAAAUCUUGGCCCUCUUUGACAAACUAGACAUUCUUGACGUUGGAAAAGUAUCAAGCUAUAUUGCUGGUUUGCAGAAUGAAGAUGGAUCUUUCUCAGGAGAUAUGUGGGGAGAAAUAGAUACGAGGUUUUCGUACAUCUCUAUAUGCUGUCUGUCAAUAUUGAAAUGUCUUGACAAGAGCAAUGUGAAGAAGGCUGUUGAUUACAUUGUUAGCUGCAAAAACCGUGACGGUGGUUUCGGGUGCACACCUGGAGCUGAAUCACAUGCAGCACAGAUUUUCCGUUGCGUGGGUGCUCUUGCUAUCACCGGGAGUCUUCACCAUGUUGAUAAGGACUUGCUUGGUUGGUGGUUGUGUGAGAGACAAGUCAAAUCUGGGGGCAGGGAUGUUAUAAUGGGUUUUGUUAGCGGGUUUUUAAUGGGUUUAAAAAAGAAUGUCCAUUUAGACUCAUUUAGUUAAAUGAGUUUUAAAAGGGUAGUUUUGUUAAGAUUCAUUUAAAUGGGUAGUUAAUCAAAUCAGGAAAGAUGAGAGCUUUAAAAUCAAAUUAGCAACGAAAUGUUGAGACACAAAACUGACAGUCCAAGAUGAACUUGACAAGCUUUGCUUUAUCGAUCUAGUGAACUCGAGUUUCUUUCCUGAUUUGAUCAGGAUUUGGAUAGGGAUGUUAAAAUGGUAAAACCCACCCGUUUAAGAUCCACCCCAUUUAAAACUCUUACCCGUUUAGACCCAUUUAAAACUCAUUUAACUAAAUAGUUCUAAAUGGACAUUAUUUUAAACCCAUUAAAAACCCGCUAACAAAACAAACAUCCCUAAAUUUGGAGAAUGGAGGCAUCUCAGACCCGACCAGACGAUGCUGUUGAUAUCUACCACACCUACUUUGGAGUUGCAGGGCUUUCCCUUCUUGAGUACCUGUGGAGUCAAAGCAAUGGAUCCAGCCUACGCUUUGCCUGUUGACGUCAUCAACCGGAUCAUCCUCAACAAAUGAAAGCAGAUAAUUGCACUUGAUAUAACACUAAUAUGCUGGUACUGCAAGUUAUAGUUGAAGAUCUGACUCCCUUAAGUGUUUCUCAAGCGAUGCUAACUUCUCCAGAGUGAAACAUUUUGCUCUGAAACUCUCCAACUCGUCUUGAAGACUCCUUUUUUGCUUUCUUCUAAUGUAUUUGUAUUUGGAUUCUGUUUCCUCAGCCCUUCCUUCAGUCUUUGGCUAAUUUGUCCUAGUUGAUACGUUCAAGAUAUGUUAUCUGAUUAGCAGAAGUAUCAUUCAGUUGUUCCUAAAAGAGAGCUAACUUUUUCACUUAAUAUGGAAUUUUCAGGG